AACGUUUUCCUUACCGAUACUGCGUUGCAUCACACAGCUGAGCAAGACAGACGACAGUUCAAACGGUUAAACAUCAAAUUUUCGAGCUUUGCUUUUGGAUCAUACUCAAUGACCCAUCACGUCCUUCAGAUGGCUUUGAGACGGUACGUUUCAAUACUGCUUCUUCUCUCUGCCAGCAUGGACACCGUGUUUUCAGUUACCCAUUAUUCUAUUCCCGAAGAAAUGGAAGAAGGCUCUAUCGUUGCGAAUCUAGCAUCUGAUUUAGAGCUAGACGUGAAGACACUGAGUACGCGAAAAAUGCGAAUAGAUGCUGUGGCCAACAAAAAAUAUUUUGACGUUAACAAGGAGACAGGAGAGCUGUAUAUUUUGGAAAAGGUGGACAGAGAACAUCUGUGUCCCUGGAAGACCACUACGUCCUGCUUUCUUAAACUGGAUGUUACGAUCGAAAAUCCAAUAAGAAUGUUUAAUAUUGAGAUAGAAAUCAUCGAUAUCAACGACAACGCACCUCAUUUUCGACGUGACACGAUGCAUUUGGACAUUUCCGAGACAAGUUCCGUUGGUGAGCGGUUCUCCUUGAAUAACGCGGUGGAUACGGACGUUGGGACGAACUCUGUAAAAGACUACCACCUGAGCUCCAGCGACCAUUUCGCCAUUGAAAUUCAAACCGGAAGAGAUGGAUCCAAAUUCGCGGAUUUGGUUCUCAAAAAGCCUUUAGAUAGGGAAGAGCGGGCUGUUCACAAUCUAAUACUCACGGCUGUUGACGGCGGAGUCCCCACGCGCACCGGCACAGCCAGCGUCGUUGUUCGCGUGCUCGAUAUCAAUGACAACGCCCCGGCGUUUGACAAAGAUUUCUAUAAAAUAGAUGUGAUGGAAAACUCUCCUAUCGGAAGUCUAGUAGUUAAACUAAACGUUACUGAUCUAGAUGAAGGGACAAAUUCAGAUAUCGUGUACUCUUACAGUUUAUACACGUCAGAGAAAACGCAAAACACGUUCAGCCUGAAUCCAGAUAACGGUGAAAUAAGAGUAAAAGAAAUGAUCAACUAUGAAGAUUUCAAGAUUUAUGACAUGGAAGUAAUCGCCACUGACAAAGGUCCAAAUGCUUUGUCAGGGCAGUGUAAACUGACAAUAUUAGUGACAGAUAUGAAUGAUAAUCAUCCGGAAAUAUCCAUCAAAUCAUUUCAAAGUCCUAUAAAAGAGAAUGCACCUGUAGACACGGUGAUAGCAGUUGUCAGCGCAAGUGACAAAGAUUCAGGUGAUAACGGAUUAGUGGAUCUUCAAAUUCCUGUAAAUUUGCCUUUCAAACUGAGAAAAUCAUCCGAUAAUUAUUUUGAGUUGAUAGUGUCACAGAUAAUUGACCGUGAAGAAGUCCCUGAAUAUGAAAUCACUUUCACCGUCACUGACAGAGGUUCUCCUCCUUUAUCUGAUAAUGAAACUUUGACUUUAGAAAUAUUGGAUGUUAAUGACAACGUUCCGCAGUUCUCCCAGUCGUUCUAUACGAUACGCGUAAUGGAGAAUAACGCACCCGGAGCCCUACUAAGCUCCCUCUCUGCCUUUGACCCAGAUCUCCACGAAAAUCAAUACCUGGUUUAUUUCAUCAUAGAGAAGGACAUAGCCAACACCUCCAUGUCCAUGUUAUUCUCUAUUAAUCCAGAGAACGGCAAUCUUUACGCACUAAAGACUUUUGAUUAUGAGAUUGAGAAGGAGUUUCUUUUCCACAUCGAGGCCAGAGACUCUGGUGUUCCUCCACUCAGCAGUAAUGUGACUGUUCACGUCAUUAUCGUGGACCAGAACGACAACGCUCCGGUCAUUGUCUCUCCGUGGCGUGCGCACGGCUCCGUGGUGGAGGAGAAGAUUCCCAGAUCCACAGAUAAAGGCACUCUGGUUGCAAAGGUGAUAGCUAUAGACACCGACUCGGUACUGAACUCUCGGAUUACUUAUCAGUUUCUCCAGGUGACUGAUGCCACUUUGUUCAGCCUAGACCAAUACAACGGAGAGAUCCGGACCAUGAGGAUGUUCAGUUACAGAGACCCGCGUUACCAACGUCUGGUUGUUGUUGCCAAGGACAACGGUGAGCCUUCUCUCUCGGCUACAGUUACCAUCAAGCUGUCCACGAUGGAGACUGCUGUUAAGGCCUACUCUGACAUGAUGGAAGUACCUCUAGAAUAUGACAUCUUUUCAGACUUAAACCUGUAUUUGGUCAUCGGUCUGGGCUCUGUGUCCUUUCUGCUGUUGAUCACCAUAUUGGUCACCAUCGUGCUCAAAUGUCAGAAACCGAAGCCCAGCAAAGCUGCUGCUCCCUGUAGGAACAGUGUGAUCAGUGAGAGGAAUUCUACCAUUGGAGAUUCUACUCUGGUUUCCAACGAUGCCUACUGGUACAGCCUGUUUCUAGCGGAGACCAGGAAAGGAAAGUUUGUGGUCAGACAGCCUGUUUCAAAGGGCUCCAGGUACAUUGUGUCCAGUCUACCAAGGAGCACAGGACUGACAGAGACCAGUGACUCUGCAGCCUCAACUCUGCAGGAAUCCACCACCAGCAGCGGCAGUUCCACAUAAGUCCUCCUCCUCUGUAGCUCCUCACCGGAGCAAUGCCAAGACAGACGAAAGGAGAAGCCCCUGGCCAUAAACCCUUACUCUCAAUUGCCAAACUGCUCACUGAACCUCAGUCUGAUCCUCCGCUUAAACAUAAUGUGUGACUGUCACGACCAAAGGACUAAAUGACAGUCAGGACUCUCUUAGAAGGCCCUCUCCCUGCUUUCCCCUCCCAAUAUUCUCACCAUCGAUCUCUGUAAGCACACGUUAAACUGAUCAACACAGUAUCUUUGUCCAUUCAACACACACGGUUAUGACUCUGCAUGGCUUCAACUAUCACUCUGGGCCUUUCGUAUAAGAAAACACACAAGAAAGAAGAAAAUCGGGGAGAAGCUGAUUGUACGGAAAUCACAUCAACGGAUAUUCAAAGAAGCCACAACAUGGACUAAAAUGAAUGGACAUAAGAAUGUUGAACUGCCUUCAUGAGGCUGUUACCCCUCUUAAAAAAAACUAAACAAAAAAACUAAACAACUAUUUAAUGUCACCCUUUUGAAGCUCUGUGUUUUGCCUUGCUCGGAUAUAGCACAUGUGCAACACAAAUGUAUUAGCAGUGCAAACUUGAAAAGCACAAGAAUCGACGAAAUGUGCCGAAAAGCAUCAACAGAGGAUUUGAAAGUGGUGGACAAAAGGAAAUCAAGUGUUUUGUAACUGUGGUAGCUUUUAGUAGUUUUAUGGCGUAUAGUUAACUUUGUGCUUUAUAUGUGUGCUAUAGGCCUAAAUGUGGAUGAAAGAGUUUUAACCAUUUGCACUCUGUUAACCAGUUCAUCAUAAAAGAUACGUUUUUUUUUUACCAUUAUAUAUCUGCCUUUCUGUUAUUUCUUGCAUGGAAUAUUCAAAGUGCAUUGAUAUUUUUAUGUAUUAUUUGACUUGGAGCAAUCUACCAUGUCAAGCUUGGCCUCACUGUGGUUUCGUUUCUAAAUCAAGGGGUGGAAUUAAAUUGAAUGGUAUGAAAAUGGUUAACUAGAGCAACACAUUAAUCAGCAGAAGCUCAUGUUGUAUCACAAAGAGUUCAGAUUCUCAGAAAGGGUCUAAACCUACCAGCUCUUGCUUCAUCUCAAGGCAUGAGGUAAAUCUGCAUUACAGCAACAGUUGGAAUUUUUUUUAUAGAUCAACACAUUUAAAGCCUACUGUGUGUGAAUGUUUUGUUAUUUCUCACACCACUGAGUGAGGAGCAUCAUGCCAGUUGCAAAUAAAUCUCAAUCACUUUACCAAAGUGUACAUGCCGGGGUUUAGUCCAACAUCUUGGUUCAUCCGGAUAUAACGUUUAUUGACAGAUACAUUUCAUCACUCAACUAAAUGACAUCUUCAGUCUAAACUUUUAACUAGAGUUUCAAUGGCCACGUGUACUAUUCACAGAGGACUGGGGAAUAGUCACAAUCACAGCAUUGUAAGAUGGCGACAGAUGUACUCUUAUUCUGUGAAUAGUACACAUGGCCAUCGAAACUCUAGUUAAUGGUCACAGCCAUAUUUGCACAUGAAACUGGUCAUUGGUUUCGUUGUUAGGCAACUGUAUUGUACUGUAUUGUUUAUAAGGGAUGGGGACACCUGCAGUCAGUUUCGACUGAAGAUGUCACUUAGUUGAGUGAUGAAACAUAGCUAUCAAUAAAAAUUGUAUCCAGAUGAACUGAUUACAACCUUUGAUUUUCUUACCUGGAUUAUUGACAUGCAUCAACACAUGUUGGAAUGAACACGAGUGGGCUCAGUAUGGAUACAUUCAGAAUGAAUUGGGUAAUGUUGCCUGUUAACUUAAUCCAUCACAAUUAUGAUGUUGUACUUAACUUUGAAACCAAAAUUGUAUUUUAUACCUGCGUAUCAAAGUAUUGUGAGGAUAUGUAGAUUGAUAAAUGGACUUAGGAAAAAAAAAUUCAUGUCAUUAUCUUUGCUUUACAAUACUGAAAAUUUACAAACGUGGUUUAUAUCAAUGAAUAAUAGCUAUGAUUUCUUACAAUGUAUUCCUGGUUACUAUCAAUUUCUGUAUAAACCAACAGACAAUGAUAUGUGGAUUUACUUUUCAUGCAGAGCUCCCAUUGCAUUCAUUGUACCAAGUUAUAUUGUGUUUAAAUUAAGCAUAAGCCUUUGUACAGUCAUUUUCAAUGGUGCAAUACUUAGUAAUUAUGUAGUGUGGGAAUACUGUAUGCUACGGUGAUCUGUCAAAAAUUGCAACAUGAUAGAACAUUACACUAAAUGACAACUACUGAA
Lampris incognitus (smalleye Pacific opah) is the source of this 4785-nucleotide messenger RNA. RefSeq names its product protocadherin alpha-C2-like. Gene Ontology annotation, biological process: homophilic cell-cell adhesion. Gene Ontology annotation, molecular function: calcium ion binding. Gene Ontology annotation, cellular component: plasma membrane. The record is from RefSeq and is a predicted model, not a curated record. NCBI's taxonomy places the organism in Eukaryota, Metazoa, Chordata, Actinopteri, Lampriformes, Lampridae. The transcript has 2 exons. Bases 109 to 2550 code for a protein of 813 amino acids.